Molecule: messenger RNA, 315 nt
Organism: Hemisphaericaspora subhashii
Lineage: Eukaryota; Fungi; Ascomycota; Pichiomycetes; Serinales; Debaryomycetaceae
Product: mitochondrial 37S ribosomal protein mS33
Exons: 1
Coding region: 1-315 (104 amino acids)
Cellular component (GO): mitochondrion
Source: RefSeq, a predicted model, not a curated record
AUGACUGUGCAAGUUUUAAAGAGAUUGCCUACUAAGGAAAGGAUACAUCAACUUCAAAAAUUAAGUUGUACUAUAUUUGGAGAAGAAUUCAAUCCAACUGGAAAAAGAUCGUUUGAUCAUUUAUUAAAAAGAGAAUUAGUAGGUCCACAAGUUGUUAAAUAUUAUGGUGACAACGAUUCAGUUCCAACAUUUAAGGAUUUUAAGAAAUGGUUCCCUGAAUUAAAACUUGUUGAUCCAAGAGAAGAAUAUAGACUCCAAAUGGCUGCAGCUAGAAGAGCUAGAAAUAAGGGUGCACCAAAGAAGAAAUCUAGUUAG